Molecule: messenger RNA, 2227 nt
Organism: Durio zibethinus
Lineage: Eukaryota; Viridiplantae; Streptophyta; Magnoliopsida; Malvales; Malvaceae
Molecular function (GO): phosphatase activity
Source: RefSeq, a predicted model, not a curated record
AUGGCUUUGAACCUAACUUCAUCACUGUUGCACCGAACCAAGCUUCAAAACCUCCUAAAUCAACAAGUAGAUUCCGACAGCACCUCUUCAAUCUCUUUCUCUCUAGAUUUCUAUAUUCUUAACCAAGAAAUGUCAAUAUUCAAGAUGGGCAAAAGGGUCCAACCAAAGUCCAUCAGGCGCCAGCACCAUCAACGCCUGUUCCGUCACCACCUCCGCCGUUUCCAUCAUCCUAAGAGAAGAUCAUCAUCUUCAACAAAUACCAAAUCUUUCUCCAUUAUUGCUUCCAUAAGCAAGUCCAUUCACAAAUGCCAUCUUCGCCUCAUCAAGUUUUUCUCCAAGUUGGCAACCAUAGGACACCACCUGGGCUCCGUAAUCCUUGAACGGAAAGAGACCUUGUUCGAACCCGAUGUUGGCCCUAGACUUAAAUUUGAAUCUGAGACCAGUUCUGCUCUGCCUCAAGUUCUUGUAUUACACGAGCACCAUCAGCUGCUUCAUCCAUUAGUUUCAGACAAAAAGAGAACCAUCGUUCUUGACCUGGACGAGACCCUGGUGCAUUCAAUCUCUGACCAGCCUCCACCAACGUAUGAUUUCAUGAUUAAACCAAGCAUUAAUGGUGUAAGAAUGAAAUUAUACGUGUUGAAACGACCCGGGGUCGAUGAAUUCUUGGAAGCAAUCAGUCAGAAGUACGAAGUGGUGGUGUUCACGGCAGGAAUCGAGCCAUACGCCUCAUUGCUGCUUGAUUUUCUAGACCCCAAAGGCUUGAUAUCUCACCGUCUGUACAGGGAUUCAUGCAAGCAAUUAGUGAGGGGAACAUACGUGAAGGACUUGUCGAAGAUAGGGAGGGACCUUGGAAAAGUUGUGAUUGUUGAUGAUAACCCCAAGUCGUAUUAUUUGCAACCCGCAAAUGCAAUCCCCAUAAAGCGAUUUGAAGAUGACAUUGAAGACAGGGAAUUGAAGAAGCUGAUAGGGUUCUUUCAGAGCUAUUGCGAUGGUUUUGAGGACAUGAGAGAUGCGGUUAAGCAGUAUUUUGGUGGUGCCAACAUGAGCUAAACUUGGAGAUUAUUGGAAGCUUCUGUCAUCUAAUUUUAAGCUCAAAUGACUAAAACCUCAUAAGACUAAGAGUUAAUGCAUACAAGUUUUUUUUUUUUUUGUGUAUUUCUUUUUUUGGUCGGAAACAAAACAACCCUGUUGCUCACUAAUCCCAGCUUCGACUUCGAACCACUAUCUUCAUGACCAUUACACCGAACCAAAGGAUACCUCCUCCUCUUCUUUUUAAAUCUAGGAACUUUUCCUUCUUUGUUUUUUGUGGAUGAUGAUUAUUUUCGAUCGUCCGAUCAUAAUCCAGAAUCCUUAGAUGGUUUCCAAGAUUAUCAACACAAUACCACGAUCCAUCAAGCGCCACUGACUUAACCAUCAUCGGAGAAUGAAUUCUCCAAUAAAGAAGAAUGCUUCGUUCUCUGUCAUUGCCUCCCUCAACAUGUCCAUCAAGACUUACCAUCCCCGCCUUGUAAAGCUCUUCUCAAAGUUAGUCCAUAGCAACCCCUACCACCGCCAAGCGUUGCCACAAGGGCUUCAAAAUCCUAAACCAAGAAGAACUUGAUGAAUUCGAGAGCAAUUUCAUUUUUCCUCGUGCUCUGACCGUUGCUUGCUUCCACUGUUGAUUUCGGAGAUGAAAAAAUCUUUCUUUUUGAGACAUAUGAGACAUAGAGAAAAGAAGAACUUUAUGUAUGGCUUAGCUAUUUUUUUGUUGAUGAGAUACGUAUAAGCUAUGCUAACGAUAGUAAGUAAACUACCUAAAAUUACAAGGCGCAGACAAUUAGAUCAUAUCAUUCCUUGACCUAGACGAGACCCUGGUGCAUUCAAGCCCUGACCCACCUCCGAAAAUGAAUGAUUUUGUAGUAAGGCCGAAUAUUGAAGGUCAAACUAUGCAUUUUUAUGUGUUGAAACGACCCGGCGUGGAUUUCUCCUUAGAAGAAAUCAGCAAGAAACAUGAGGUGGUGGCUUUCACGGCCGGGCUAAAGCAAUAUGCUUCAUAGGUUUUGGAUGAUCUUGGUCCUAGGGGGUUAAUAUCGUACUGGCUUUAUCAGGACACUUGCAGCAGGUGGAAGGGAAGUUUGUUAUGGACUUGUCUGAAAAUGGGGAGGGAUUGGAGGAAAGUUGUGACAGUUGAUGACAACCCCAAUGCUUAUUCUUUGCAGCCUGAGACUGUUGUCCCCUUACUGACCUU